AUGGGGGACGAAGGCGGCGGCCGCAGGGGUAGGACCACCAGCGAGCUGCAGAGGCUGAAGAAGCAGGCGAUGGAGUACUACCGGCAGAACGGCGUGCCGCUGCAGCUGGAAGAGCUGCUCAACUCCACCUUCUACCUCCAGCCCGACGAUGUCUACGGGCACCUGGCAAACUGCUUUUCUAAACUUGCAAAGCCACCCACCAUAUGCAAAGUCGUGGGGAAGGGCGUGCUGGAUGGACUGGGCCUCCCAACCCUCCAAGUGGAAAUAUUCUGCACUGUCCAAAACUUCCCCAAGAACAUAUGUUCUGUGGUGAUCUCAUCUCACUUUGAAGUACGGGAGAACUCCCCACCUGAGUUGGUGGAAGUGGAGGAAAUGGGAAGGAAUGACGCCAUCAGAACCGCCUUGCAGUGGGUCAAUGGACCAAUCAGCACAGAGCUUCAGGGCCUCAACCCUUCCAACCAGGCCCAGGUGGAUCAAGUGCUCAGGGCAUUCUUUGCAAAUAAGGUGCAGGAAGAUCUGGAGAGAAAAGCAUUGGAAGAUGUGCUAGAAGAUACACCAGUGCUGACCCCUCUACCGCCAGUACCACUGCCACCUCCUCCGCUACCGCCCACAAAAAAGAAAGGUCAGAAGCCAAGGAGAAGGGAUACCCUUAUUGAGAAGCCAGUCUUGCCUGAAGAGCCCCCCGAACCUGUUCUCCGUGGCAGCAUGGCCGUGGGCGCCGUGUCACUAGCGGUUGCCAAAGCCAGUGCCAUACUGAGCAGCAAACCUCUGUACUUGAACUUGGCGCUCCUGAAGCACAGCCAGGAACUGCCCUUAAAGUUGACUGUACCUUUGCUGAUGGUAUCUCUGCUCAGCUGUGGGAAGGCCUCUCCUGGGAAGCUGAACUUAAUGAAAGAAGUGAUUUGUAUCCCCCAUCCUGGAUUAAGCGCCAGACAAGGUGUGGAGAUGCUUCUGGAAAUUCAGAAACAAGUUAACAAGACAAUUGAAAUGGUCCCUCCUUCAAAAACAGAGAUGAAGAAAGGGCACAAUGGAGGCAAGAAGGGCCAACAGCAGAUUACUGGAAAAAUGACCCACCUUGGCUGUUUAGCCAUUAACUAUGACACCAUGGAGCAGCCCAUCCUCCUGCUACAAGGAAUCUGUGCAAACCUGGGCCUGGAAUUGGGAACCAACCUGCAUCUGGGCAUCAACUGUGCCGCACACGAGCUGAUGGACUAUAGUAAAGGGAAGUACGAAGUGAUGACGGGGACAUUCAAAAGUGCGGCCGAGAUGGUUGACCUGUAUGUGGAUCUCAUCAACAAAUAUCCUUCCAUUAUCGCCUUAAUCGAUCCUUUCAGGAAGGAGGACUCUGAGCAGUGGGACCGCGUGUGGGGUGCCCUUGGGGCCAGGUGUUACAUCAUCGCAGGAGCUGCAUCUGGGAGCAUCUCUAAGCAUCUCGAGGAAGGAAACCUCAUCAUCCCGCUGGCCAGCGGGCUCAUCAUCAAACACACCAACCAAACGACAGUAUCUGAUCUGGUGGAGGUGACCCAUCUCAUUGACAGUAAGAAGUGCACCGCCGUCUUUGGAAGCACAGAAGCCGAGUCAUCUGAUGACAGCCUCGUUGAUCUGGCCGUUGGACUGGGCGUCCAGUUUGUCAAGUUGGGAGGUCUUUCUCGAGGCGAACGGGUGACUAAGUACAACCGGCUUUUGACGAUAGAGGAAGAGCUUGCUCAGGACGGAGCACUGGAUGUCCAUGAAGAACACACCUUCUUCUGCCUUAAUGAAGAAGCUGCAACGGCUGCCGAGGCGCUGGAGGUGGCUGCUGUCACAGCCGAUGAGUGA
Molecule: messenger RNA, 1818 nt
Organism: Elephantulus edwardii (Cape elephant shrew)
Lineage: Eukaryota; Metazoa; Chordata; Mammalia; Macroscelidea; Macroscelididae
Gene: ENO4
Product: enolase family member 4
Exons: 14
Coding region: 1-1818 (605 amino acids)
Biological process (GO): glycolytic process
Cellular component (GO): phosphopyruvate hydratase complex
Molecular function (GO): phosphopyruvate hydratase activity; magnesium ion binding
Source: RefSeq, a predicted model, not a curated record